Esox lucius (northern pike) is the source of this 2085-nucleotide messenger RNA. RefSeq names its product eukaryotic translation initiation factor 3, subunit Jb (gene eif3jb). Gene Ontology annotation, cellular component: cytoplasm; eukaryotic translation initiation factor 3 complex. The transcript is spliced from 8 exons. Gene Ontology annotation, molecular function: translation initiation factor activity. Bases 88 to 834 code for a protein of 248 amino acids. The record is from RefSeq and is a predicted model, not a curated record. Lineage: Eukaryota; Metazoa; Chordata; Actinopteri; Esociformes; Esocidae.
UAAGACACACGUUGCCUUUACUUGCUCCAUCUGCUGCUUCCAGUUCAAUUGAAUUCUGUCAAACCCUCACAGAAACACACAGCCAAGAUGGCGGAUACCGACGACUGGGACGCUGACAACUUCGAGUCGGACGUCGCGCCUAUCAAAAAGGCGGUAGUGCUAGACAAAUGGGAAGGCGAAGACGAGGAUGAAGAUGUAAAGGACAACUGGGAUGAUGAAGAGGAGGAGAAGAAGGUUGAGGCAAAGAAAGCAGAGGCCAAAAUCUCUGAAAAGAAAAAACUGUCUGAAAAGAUUAAGGAGAAAGAAAACCGGAUAAGGAAAAAGCAAGAGGAACUAAAAAAGAAAUUGGCUGAAGAUGAAGAACUUACACCUGAACAACAGCUAGCAGAGAAGUUAAGAGUCCAGAAGCUGCAGGAAGAAGCUGACUUGGAGCUGGCAAAAGAGGCUUUUGGCAUCUCAGUGAGUAGUAGCUCAAACAAUGUCGCUGGAAUUGAAGCCAUGUGCCCGUCUUCUAAAGAGGACUUCACAGAGUUUCAAAGGCUGCUGAAAGAGAAGAUAUUACAGUUUGAAAAAUCAGUUCAUUAUUCAAGCUUCUUGGAGUCAUUGUUUCGGGAGCUCUGUAUUUCAUUGGAAGUUGAAGACCUUAAGAAAAUCAGCUCUUCCCUGACAGUGCUACUUAAUGAAAAACAGAAACAAGAAAAAGCAAACAAAGGCAAAAAAAAGAAGAAAGGGGCUGUACUCGGUGGUGGUAUGAAAGCCAAGGGGAAAGAUGACCUUGCAGACUACGGAGGAUUUGAUGGUGGCUACACCCAAGACUAUGAGGACUUCAUGUGACAACGGCUAUAUCUCCACUGCCCUUUUACCCUCUAACCCUCAGAAAUGCAGCUGUACCUUCUCAUGCUGUCCAGUGCCAUCCUGGAAAAAACCUGAACAAUGUGUCGCCCCUUCAUUUUUGCUUCAAUGAUCCAAGGGACUAUACCGGGAGCAUCCAGUAGCAACAACACUUCUAUUAAUUCAUAGCUAAUGGAAUUGCCUUUUCUCUCAUUCAGAAUCCAAACUUCAUAAAGAUAUAAAACCAUCAACUUGGCUAGACCGGGCAGUGACCUGUAUUUGUCUCAUUAAUGCGUUGGUGAGUGCAUGUGCAGCACAUUUAAGGCCAUAUUCAUUAUAAAGAAAAGUCAAAAAUGUAUUGGCUGAUGACCCGGUUGAGAUCAGUCAACGUAGUUGGAAGGCCCAAGCAGUUGGCCAAGUCCAUGCUGAAAUGCAUUAUAUCAUGGUGGAGUUCUUUAUGUACAACACACCAUUUAUCAAUUGAGUUUCCCAACGUCAGUUCAGAAUACAUGACAUGGUUCAUGUGAUUGCCAGAGUAUUUCUUUGGGGUUUAGAAAAAGGAUGCUGAUUGUUAGUUGCAACUGCAGUCUGACAGAAACGAAUUAGGUCCUAUGCAAAUCAUUUCACCCAGAAUAUGUAAAUAUUAUAGGUGUUUUACUUUACCUGUCAAUGGGUUUAUUACAGAAAAGUAUAUAUCUAUAACAUAUUGCAUUGGUUGCCAAAUGCUGAAUGAGUCAUAUUUCAUUAUUAACCAUGGAAAGUAGUUCAUGCUCUGAAAAAGACACUACAUUUUGACUAGUACUUGGAGUGUUUACAAGAGGGUUAUCAUUUAAUAUAAAAGGGAAGUGUAAUGCAUUUUACGAUAAAUGUGACUUAAACCUUAUGGCCAUCUUCUGGAUACGUCUCUGCAAUAUCCUUAAAACGUUGAAGCAAGAGUGCUUUUAGGCCUUUUUGUGCAUGACAAACUCAUCAGUUGGAUUACUACUAAUACAGAAUAAAACUUGUGGUAAGGCAAGUAUUCACAUAGCUGGUCUCCUUAACAUUGCUUCUGCAGGCUUGUAUCAAGUAAGGAGCGGGCUUAUGGGCUGACCUUACAGUGUCUUCAGUGGGCUUAGUUGGAAGGGACAUGUUUUCUAACAUUUGAUAGUUUUCAAAUUGUUACGAAAAUUGGACAUGGACAAUAUACCGUAAAGGAUGACAGGAUCUUCAGUGUUUUAUAUGCAUCUAAUUUAAUAAAAUCACUGGUCAAAAGGA